Molecule: messenger RNA, 2217 nt
Organism: Ilex paraguariensis (yerba mate)
Lineage: Eukaryota; Viridiplantae; Streptophyta; Magnoliopsida; Aquifoliales; Aquifoliaceae
Source: the annotation of a GenBank genome assembly
UGGAUGCCAUUGAAUUCUACGAAUAUCAUCUUAGGAAAAAGCAAACAACACGACAAAACUGAAAUAGUAGGAGCGAAAAUGCGAGGUUCAGUGUUGUGUGAAACGUAGGUGAUUCCAAAGCUAAACGUUAACCUAUGUGGUAGAGACAUGAAGCUUUCAAAUGAAUACAAGGACGUAUAUCAAUCCAUAGAAAUCAACCAAUCCGCAAACCAACCAGUAAGGGAUUAUGUCCGUAAGGGUAAUGAUGAUAGAAAAAGAGAAAGAUGACAGAAAAUCAGCGAUCGUUGUAUUGGAUGAAAUCAAGGUCUUCACGGAGAAGAACGGCGUUGAACCGUUACGGUGUGCUCUACGUGAUGUGGGUUGUGUUGGUCCAAGGGAUGAGGUUCUGGUUCUCAUCAUUCUCAAUUGGAGCCACCAACUCCAUCUCCUGUUAAUACAGGAUAUCCAUGUUGUUUAGGAGAUAAUCGAAAUAAUCAUCAAUGUGAUCAAGGAGAUUCGUAUAUCAAGCUCCUCCACGAAGAGAUCAAUCAGAGAACUGACGGUUACGUGAGGAUCUUCAGGCCCUUUUGUGAUAUUUGCAAAAGCAGUGGAGUGAAGUUUCAGGUGAAGAUUAUGGCUGGCUUUCAACCAAAUGCCAUUGUGGUGGAGGAGGCAAACCAUGCCAAAGCCAAUUGGAUUGUUAUGGACAGGUCCUUUGCCAGGGACGAUUAUUUCCACCUGAGUGAAACAAAUUGCAAUUUCUUCUUUGUGAGUGCUGAUGAAGUGGCUGUGGUCUACAAGUACUCACACCAUGGACCGGAGACUUCAGAAGCCAAAUAUGGAAAAUCCACUCCAAAAUGUUCAAAGUUAAUUAGCAAAUCACUUUAUCAACAAGAGGUGCUACAUAUUCAUUGGACCACACCAAAUUAUGGAGGCGAUUAUAAUCAAUCCUUCCAUCCAUCUCUUCUUGCAAGUGGCAAAGAUGAAAUUUGCAGAGAGAUUGACUCAUCCGAGCAAAGAGAGAAUGUUGAAAAGGGGAAGUCUCCAUGGAAGGAGACUGUUCUAAAGGGCAAUAUCUAUGCCAGAGAAUUUUCUGAGGUCAAUCUUCUCCUACGUGUGCCAGUGCAACUAAGCUGGGAAGUAAUUUUAAGCAUAACAAGCAGGACUAGAUGUAUGGUUUUUGUGAAUCAAAGCGAGGAUGUUGUCAUGUAUAGCGGUUGUUUAACUGAUUGUCAGCGCCAAGUUACAGUGACAAAGUUCACUGGAGAUUUUUAUGAUGUUGUUGAAGCAGAAAAAAAGGCGGCAAUGAGUAUAUAUCACAAAAAUAUUUUGGGGUUGAUGGGUUACCACAGGAAUGAAAAUUCUACCUUUCUAGUGUUCCCUAGUGCAAUAAGAGGGCCACUUGACAUAUUUCUCAAUGGCUCAAAGGGAAAACAGGCGGAAUUGGCAUUUCGAGAAAAAAUGAAGAUAGCUGUGGGAAUUGCUCAAGGUGUUCGAUACAUGCACGACGAGAACCCUCUAGGCCCCAUUGUUCAUGGUGACUUACGACCGUGCAAUAUUUAUCUCACAUAUGACUUCCAGCCGCUGAUUACUAGCUUUGGGAAAGCCACAUGGCUGCAGCAAGAACAUUCGUCAGCAAUUGCUAAUAACAGGUGCUGGCACAAGGAUCGUUUGGACCCAAAAUCACUGGCUUCAGUAAAAUCCGACAUCUUUUCCUUUGGAGUUCUUCUCGUGAGGCUGUUCUGCAGAAGAUCUGCCCCACAAGACGACAAAAAAUUGGUUGAGUGGGCUCGACCAUUGCUGUCACAAAGAGCAUACCAUAAGCUAUUGGAUGAAGAGGUGGAGGACGUGGACAUGUAUGGGAUGUAUAAGUUGGUGUGUGCUGCCUCUCUGUGCAUAAAGACCAAGCCACUUUCACGAUCCUGUAUGAGUGAGGUAAUUUCCUUUCUUACUGGAGAAACUUAUUGUGCUAUGCAAUCAUCACCAUCAUCAGAGGGCAGUCCAGUUGUGGACUUGAAGAGAGAGAGCAUUAGUGCAGUCUAAUAGUCCAUUGAAUUGCUGAAAUAUUGUCAAUGUUCAGUUAUUAAAAUUCAGCCCAGUAUUCAGAGGUUGCAGGUUCGAAUAUGAAAAUAGAUACUUUGUAUAAAUAAUGUUUUGUGUAUCCUAUCCCUCUCCCAUUCCUUCAUAAUGGGACUAAACUGUGUCAUUUUUUUAUCAGGCUAGGAGAAACAUAGAAAG